CUGCUCAGGUAUUAUCCUCGAAUGCUUCUAAGAACAUCAGAACAACAUGCCUGGACCCGCAGCAAGCGCAUCUAGCGUCGGAGCCUCCGGCCAUUCCCCCAGUAAAACGGUGGCCCCGAGAGCAGCAGGAUCCACAGUCAGACAGAGGAAAGUGACAGGCAGCAGUACACAGUCUGCAGGCAGAGCUACAGCAUCAGCAGGUACAGGAGGCAUGUGGCGCUUCUACACCGAGGACUCACCAGGACUGAAAGUUGGGCCUGUGCCAGUGCUUGUAAUGAGUUUGCUGUUCAUUGCCUCGGUCUUCAUGCUGCACAUAUGGGGAAAGUACACUCGCUCUUAAACCUCCUGACCUUUGAACUCUGACCUCCAAG
Messenger RNA from Neoarius graeffei (lesser salmon catfish), 371 nucleotides. Its product is annotated as protein transport protein Sec61 subunit beta-like. The record is from RefSeq and is a predicted model, not a curated record. Gene Ontology annotation, cellular component: Sec61 translocon complex. The transcript has a single exon. Bases 47 to 340 code for a protein of 97 amino acids. Gene Ontology annotation, biological process: intracellular protein transport. Lineage: Eukaryota; Metazoa; Chordata; Actinopteri; Siluriformes; Ariidae.